AUGCUUCGACAAGUCCUAGCGCAAUGCGAGGCCGCCUUCCUUGCCGGGACCGAAGAUGCAACAACACCCGGUUCCGUCCCCUCCUCCUCGUCAGCCUCGGAAACCGCCGCCGCCGCCCCCGGUCCGAAACAGCUAUCGGCCAAAUCGGCGCCGUUGGAAGGUCUUCGAAGGUUUUCUCGCGAUGGAACGGACGGGGUUUUCAUGGGGGCCGCUGGCGUUCCCGUGCGGUACAGACUGUUUCCCAAGUACUCCAAGGGAGAGGGAGACGGGUGUGGGAAGCUUCAGCCGGGUGUGAUCCUUCUGACGGGUUUGAUGGAGUCCAUGACCAAGUACGGGGAGACGAUUGCUCACCUCAAUGACAGGGGGUUCUCGGUGUACACGUACGACCACCACGGCCAGGGACUCUCGGGGAGGCUUCCAGUUCCGGACGGCGCCGACCCGACGGUCGCUCACAUCACCGAUUUCGACCACUACGUACAGGACCUGGAAAGAUUUUCGAAGGUAAUUCUCCCCGCCACUGUGCGGCCGCGCGACGCGAGCGGUGGGACCAGAACGGGCGGCCAGGGUACGGCGGGCAGCGGAGACUCUCCCGUUGUGAACGGCGAGCCCCUCGGCUGUGACGCGCCGUUCCCCGCGCUGUCUCUGUCCGUGGUGGCGCACUCGAUGGGUGGGCUGAUAGCGGUCAACGCCGCGCUGCGAGAGCCUGAGCUCUUCGACGGGCUUGUUCUGGCUGCUCCCAUGCUGGCGCCUAACACCGGAAAACUACCGAAUGGCGUCGUAGGAGCGCUUACCUGGGUCGUGACAAAGCUCGGGCGACAGGGGCACAGAAGCCCCAUCCGGCGACCCGCACGGGCAACUAUGGAAUGGUCCAGGGUGACGCACGACAAAGAGCGCCUCCGUCUCUGGGAAACCCUUCGGGGCACAGUGGGUUGCGUGCUCCAGCGAGGGCCGAGCUUUGCCUGGCUGUCGAAAUCCGUGCUGGCUUCGAAGCGCGCUCGGGGCCGACUCCAUCAGCUAUCGGUUCCCGUUCUGGUGCUGGAGGCUGGGCUGGACCACCUAGUCCGUUCAGACGGCAUCGCACGGUUCAGGAGGAAAGUUCCGGGUGCCGGGUAUCGCCUGUUUCAUGGGGCCUACCACGAUCUGUUCGACGAAACAGAUGACAUCAGGCAAGCGAGAAAAUACGUUGUAAAUACGUUUACCCAAGCGACCGUUUUUUCACUCCACGUGACCCCUGGAGCAAAGAUUGUGUGA
Molecule: messenger RNA, 1251 nt
Organism: Ectocarpus siliculosus
Lineage: Eukaryota; Phaeophyceae; Ectocarpales; Ectocarpaceae
Source: the annotation of a GenBank genome assembly